Messenger RNA from Hippocampus zosterae (dwarf seahorse), 5960 nucleotides. It is a transcript of the gene dnaaf9, whose product is annotated as dynein axonemal assembly factor 9. The record is from RefSeq and is a predicted model, not a curated record. Lineage: Eukaryota; Metazoa; Chordata; Actinopteri; Syngnathiformes; Syngnathidae. The coding region runs from base 256 to 3693 and encodes 1145 amino acids. The transcript is spliced from 36 exons.
ACAGUGAUGCUGUCAAAAUGACCCAAAACAAGGCACGACCACAGCGCUGAAGCACGAGGGGGGGGGGACAACUAUCUGCCAAAUUCCGAUAUACUCAUCUUUUUGGACAUAUUUAGGGGGUAAAAAAUAUAUACAUCAUAUUACAUUUUCAAAAGUAACAAUAACCGACGGAAAAUAUCGUAAACGUUGCCCUAGAAAUAUACUCAAUGUCCCCCCGUGUCGCUGUCCAAUGGUUCAUUGGUUCGCUCCGUUGCUAUGCUAAGUGUGGACGUUCUCUUGGGUGAUGGAGAAAAAUGCAGCUGGCGCCGCGCUUUUGACGAUAUAAAAAACGUCUCACUGCGACUCCGCGACGGCAACAAAACCAUGGCCGGCAUACGACGAGCAACCGGCAAAUAUUCGGGAGUCAACCCGGCCGUCAGUUGCUGCCGCCUGCGCCAAGUUCAGUCUCUGCUCGGCGUCGAUGAUACUUUGAGUGGUGAUGGAAUCCUGUGUUCUCUCGGAAUCGACAGCAGGUACAACGAAGGCUGCGCGGAGCUGGCUAAAUACCUCUUCUACGGACUCUAUGGAAGAAGUCCCGUCAACGUGGAGCAUCCCUUGGACGCGUGUCCAGAGGAUCUGCUGGACGACGUGAUCCUUCUAAUCAAGGCCGAGUGCGUUCACCUCUACUGCAACCCGCUCAAUUUGGCCUACCUGCUACCCUACGUGUCCCACUGGAGGAACCUGCACCUCCACUGCAUGACCCAAGCCGAGUAUGAAGACGAAGAGGCGGCGGAGGAGUUCAAGAUCUCCAGUUUUGUCACCAUGGUGCAGGACUGCCAUCGUAUCGGUGUGCCUUACAGCUCCCUGGGCCACGUGCAAAAGUUUGACAUUUUCACGGUGGAAAAGUGGCCCCUCAUCCAAGCGUACGCCCUGGAGGGCAUUGGCGACGGAAGCUUUUUCACCAUGAAGUACAAGUUGUCGGACAUUAGCGAGCGACUGUGGCAGCUUUACAGCAGGCUGGACUCGGUGUCCUUGGACCAACUCUUGACCGAGGAUUUGAGAAGCUUUGAGAGGCAGUGGAGUGGCUUCUUCUCCCGCAUGGAGCUGGAGAGCCACCUGUCCAUCCUGGAGCUGUCCGAGGCUGAGGCUGGAGAGGCCUUCCGCACGUAUUCCUCCCACGGGCUGAUCGCCAGCGACCUCGCAGAUAACGGUAAAGAUCGUCAGCCCCUGGUGUUGUUUGGUGCACACUCGUCCUCGGAGCACAUGGACAGCUACGCGUUCAACUUCGCCUCGGAGAGUCACCAAGUCGGCAACACGGGACCUGGAGGCUCCCGGGCAAGUCACAUGAUUUUGCAGUGCGCUGCCGCCCGAGGACACUUGGCCUGCUCUCGGACCUAUUUCUUUGGAGCCACGCACACCCCCUUCCUUGGGAGUCAGCAUCCAAAGGCGCACAAACGGGAAGUCUUGUUCUUGUCUCGCGUGUACUCGGCGGCCGUCCAAGCGGUUCUCGGAGCAAUUAAAUGCUUCUCCGGCACGUCCAGUGCCACCAAGGCUAAAGACGUGGCGGAGCACACCUUCCUGGCGUCGUUGGACUCGUUGAAUUUAAGCGCGUACCGCAGUAUUCUCAGGUCCAAAUGUGAAUUCAACAUUCAAGCAGCUGAUAAGCAGGGAAGGCUCCUUCCGCUGACCGACACCGCGAGCCGCUUUGUCGUCAAGACAGCUUCCAUGACUGUCCGGGACGUCCCGGAUCCGCGGGGUCGCGGGGUCAACCUGGGCUCCGUGGUCUUCUCCGAAGCCUUCCUCGACUCCAGCAUUAGCAUUCAACACAAAGAUGGCGCCGUGACAGCGGACAGCUGCUACACCGUCCUGACCGCCGCCGUGCCUCGCUACGCCUGCUGGAUGAUGGAAUCUGAUGUCAAGCAGUCCGAGCUGGCCCAGCAACUCGCAAAGAAUGAGGACGACUCCCGUCUGGGUCGCGCUCUGACCAACGCCGAUGACGCGUACGUGUUAUCCGCCAGCCACCUCUCGGCGCCCGAAGAUGGCAAGAUGGCCUUCUUCUCCGGGGGGCUUCUGUUUGUCCACUCGCAAUACGGAAGCAUCGCUCUCGCCCAGGAACACGUCGGCGCACUGGCGUUCUACGAUCCGGACCCCGACGGCGUCGCGUCGCUCUUUGUGGACUACCAGAGCGCACUGCUGCCCCACUUGCCCUUCCCACUCCACAGCCAAGACCAUUGCCUGGUCUUCGCCCUGCGGCCCAGGUCCAAAAGCUACCGGGGUUUCUAUUCCAAGGUUUUGCCGCUGUGGCGAAGUGCUGAAAGUGGACUUACUCUGCGCUUGGUGGACCGGGAUCAGCUGACGUGGAAACACAAAAACAUGCACAGCAGGCUGCAGCAGCGACACGACGGUCAGGAGCCCCCGGUGGCCAAACGCAGAGGCGCAUUGAGCACUUUGCAGUCGCACCUCCCAGAGCAAGACGUGUUUCUGCAGCAUUUUUCCCUGAGUAGCAUCGGCGAGGCGCCCAUACUGUCCGACCACUUGGGGGCGCUGUUCCCCUCCGCAGAACUGAGCGUGGGCUCGGCCAACCUGGGGGACAAGGUUGUCAUCACGGUCAUUAGCGGGCUGCCUGGAAGCCACAAGGAGACACUCUGCCACUUCCUGGUGCGCCUCAACAAAGAGUACGGAAGAUGGUUGGUGUAUCCUCCCGCUGCGGACGCCCGCGACGGCGCCUUCUCGGCCUCCCAUUUGCAGGAUUUUUUGUCAGACGUCUCCGCAAACCAGAAGAGGAGGACGGCAGGGAAGGUGCGCCUCCUGGUCCUGUCACCCGGAUACACGGAUGUUCUGGACGUUGUCCAGGCCGUGCUUCAACACCCGGACUCUGGUGUCCGGGUCCGCUUCAUCAUUGGCACCGUCACCGCCUGCGUGGAUCCGCUCGCCUCCUGCAUGGAGCACAGGUUUGCUUUUCCCAAGCUGCUGGAGCAGUGCAGCCAAGGUAUCGUCAGCGCGGUGGUGUUCACCGGGGCCGCGGCCGACCUGACGCAUCCGCUGGCGCAGCACGUUCAGCAGGCGGUGCGCGCCGCCAACCCCACCGCCGCCUUCAUCUCGGCGGCAAGAGGGGCCGUCACGAGGGAUGAAGACGUCAAGCUGAUUUUGUCGCCGAGCAGCUUCAGCCGACCUCAGAUGCUGCGAGCGCGUUACGUGCUCUACCCUGGCUGGUGCAACGGGCGCUUCCACACCGGUUCGGGCUCUUUGGUCCUCAGCCGGCACCGCCUGGCCCUCAGCCGGCCCCUGGAGAGGCCUCUGUUUGCCGCCCGCUGCGCAGCGUUCAAGGCGUCGCUAAGGCCGAGUCCCUUCAGCGGAAAUGUUUACAACGUGUGGGGAAAAAUCAGGUUUUCUGACUCGCCGCACGUGAUGGCGGUGACCUACAGCGCGGUGAGCGGCGACCUCCGCGCCGUCCCGGAACAAACGGCCCAGCCCGAGAGUGACGUUGACGUCUCCUGCUUCCUGGUCUUUGAUGGCGUCGGCCUGACCGAGGAUGCGCUCCAGGAUUGGCUCAGGCUGUGCACCAAGCAGGUGCCGACAACGGCCGUCAAUACGUGGACGCGUUUGGAGAGAAGUGAGAGCGCCGUCCGAACAUGCGUCAGUUUGCCGGAGAGGACGCGGCCGAGGCCUACAAACGCAUCGAGAUGUUCAACCGCCGGCCUCUUUGAUCCCUGAAAGUGAGAUUUUUUGUUUUUUUCGAGUUGAAGGUGAGCUUGUCGCAGAAGUUCAGUCGGGCUUCGCCGUCCCGCACCCGCCAUCUUGGCGGCCUCGCUGGGCUUUCUCGAGAAUUUGCCGUCACCCCAUCCGCCCCGGCAGGCUGUCCGAUGUAAACAACAAACGUUACGGCUGCCGCCACGCCAAGGACAAUAGCGCCGCGUUAUUUUAAGAGUCCCCUGCCGCCAAGCUAAUGAAAGUGCAAUUAAGCGCGCGGGUCCCCCCCCCACCCACUGCAGAACAGCUGAGGACCGUCUCACGUGUCGGCCACAAUCUUCUGCCUGAAUCGGCGGCCCCCCCCUUUUUUUUUUUUCCACUCAUGGUUACUAGGAAGGAAGCCAGAGAUAGACGCAAGAUGAGUGAUGAGUGAGUCUUGGACAUGUGAACGAACGCAUUUCAGCUUUUUGGGGUUGUUGUUUUUUUUAUCUUUUGAAGGUUGGAACACGGGUUCUCCAAACGUGUUCCUCCAGGAGCCUAAAAAACGUUAACAAUUAAAAAUGACAUUGGACAUGCGCCGCAAGAUUAAUUCAAAAGGUGAAGGCAAGCAGAGUGAGAUUGGAGGUUGUCAGAAAAAUGGAAUCAUCCAAUUUGCCAGGCAAAAAUGGCUCCGAUUGAUGAAAACAUGGCGUGAAUGAUCCGUUUGCAAAAUGGCCUCUUUCUCCAGCUUGCUCUUUUUGGGACCAGAAACUGAACAGAGAGCUGAUGAAAUAUCAAAAAAUGAUCAAGCGGCUCUUUCAUCCUUCCAUUUUUCUGCAUGCGGCCCUCAAAUGAAAAUGUUCUAACCCCCCCCCCACCCCACCCUCACCCCAUCUUCUUCUCCAUCACUUUUUUACUUCGCCCCACGAGUGAUGCAGCGGUGGGUGAUUACUUCAAACAUUCCAGCGAUCUUUUUUUUAAUAAAACAGUCAAAACACUCAAAUCGAAUUCAACUAAACUCAAGCGAGUGAAGCAAUUUUUGUUCUCAGAAACGGCGCCGAUCUCGAACGGGGUCACCACGCCGCCGCUGCCCGCUCACAAGUCAGGCGAGCUGUCCGUCUAACAUCGUCAGGCCACAACCCGGAAUCCAAUCCCAGCCCCCCCCCCCCCCCCCGCACUGCCCCCGCAUCAUGACAUUCAAACAUGAAACUAAUUAGAUUAAAUCAAAAGCAUCCAGGUGCACCACUGCGUCGGACGUUGAGAAUGAGGCUUGCGCGGUGAAAUUCUCCGAAAAUUAUUUUUCGUGGUCGUGUCGGCCAGCGAGAGGAAAGGAAAACAAUAAAAAGUGCUUUCUCCAGGGCCACGGGGGCAAAAGUGAUAAAAGCUAUUUUCUGCACCCCCCCCACACCCACUCUCCCUCCCGUCCGUUGCUGUCUCUAUGCGGAUUUAUAUAAUCCCCCCCCACCCCACCCACCCCUGCCCCUCACUUCAGCCCAACCCAAGCCACCGCCGUCCCAGCGUCCCGACUCUGGAGCCACCCGAUCCCGUGCCGGUGCAUUUGCGCUCCCGCCGUCUUUUUCAAUGGCGGAAUGCCGAGAAUAGCAGCCGGCAUAGCAACCCAGUAAGCCUGCCGUGGAUUCGGUUUCGCCUGCGGAAGAGGGUCAACGGUCGCCGCCGUCCGUGCGCUCCCUCCUUUGCCGUAUCUUAAAGGGGCGGGCGCUAUCGAAAUCCAAGAUUAGGAUGAUCAAUAUUACAAGCGAAGUGCGUAACGAUGUCAUGGCCAUGUUUUUUUUAAAUAGAAAAACACGUCUCGGUAUUUAUUCGAAUGCAACUGAAGACCGAUGUAAAGUCAGGAAUUUUUUUUUUUUGGUCCUGAUUUUGGAUGCUGAACAUGAUUAGCCUGCGGCCUGAAGUGCGUUAAAAGUGAAUUUGGCCACCAUGCAAGUCAGCUCUGACCACUCCCACGGCGGCGAGGCUCUCCCUCUGGCAGAUCCGCCACGCUACACCCGUCUGCAAAAUGAGCGACGUUGGCUCCGACCCGGCAUUCCGAUCGGCAACCCGAGAACCGAGAGCCACUUUUGUGUCCCAAUGACGUUGUUUGUCGUCCGGAUUAUUUCACACGAGCGCUCGUUUGGUUUGGGAAGCCCAAAUCUCCGUAAGAUGCGGUUUGGCCAGAGCUUUGCAUACGUGACCCGUCCGUCUGCCCAAGCUCGUGUGUGUGUGUGACUAAUAGAAGAAGAGGAAGCCGUCUCCAAUUGAGUCGGGAUGGAUUUUUCAUGUCACGCCGACACAAUUAGAUUACGGAAACAAGA